This is a messenger RNA of Thermothielavioides terrestris NRRL 8126, 1053 nucleotides long. RefSeq lists its product as uncharacterized. NCBI's taxonomy places the organism in Eukaryota, Fungi, Ascomycota, Sordariomycetes, Sordariales, Chaetomiaceae. The transcript has a single exon. The coding region runs from base 1 to 1053 and encodes 350 amino acids. The record is from RefSeq and is a predicted model, not a curated record.
AUGCCCCAUUACCGCUCCGACUCGGAGUCAUCAGACUCCUCCCCGCCACGCCGCCAGCACUCCCCUCCCCGCCGGCGCUCGCCCACCCCGGGCCCGCGCCGCGCGCGCGACCCUUCCGCAGACAGCCUUCCCCGAUUGCACUACGAGCCCUACACCCCGUUCUACCCCCCGCCGCCGCCGCCACUCGCCUCGGGCGCCGCCGGCCCGGGCCCGGUUCCGGUCCCGGACCCUACCCGCCGUCCGCGCUCUACUGAUCCUUACCCCACAGCAACCCGGCCAACGCUUGACCCCACCGCGAUGGCGCGCCCCGGAAGCCGCGGCCGAGACCGCCUCAGCGACGCCUACAGCUCCGACUAUGCCUCCUUUGACGACGACGGGCGAGACGCGCGGCACCUCCGCCCUGACCCUCGCCACCACCCCCACCCCCACCCCUACCCGUCCUCUCGAUCUCGCUCCCGUUCCCGUUCCCACUCCCGUUCCCACUCCCGCUCCCCCUCCCCUUUGCACAAAGCACGCACCCUCCUCGCAACCGCCUUCACCCCCUCCGCGCCGGGCCUCGGCGCCGGCGUGCUCGGCGCCAUCGUGGGCGGGCUCGCCGCGCGCGAGGCCAGCGAGGCGGUUGUCCGCCGUCGGUACCAGCACCAUCAUCGGCGCAAUCAUCAACAUCAACACCGCCGCCACCAGCAGCACCGCCAGCAGCAGCAUGGGCAGCACGGACAUGGCGGGUAUGGGCAUGGCGGGUAUGGCGGGAGGAGAGGGAGAGAUAGGUCCAUGUCCAGGUCCAGGUCUAGGUACAGGUCCAUGUCCAAGUCCAGGUCCUGGAACAAGGACAAGGACAGGGACAGGGACAGGUCCAAGGAGCGGCGGCAGCUGCUCCUGUCGACGGUGGUUGGGGCAGCGGUGGGCGGGUUGGGGGCGAACGCGAUUGAGCGGCGGAUUGAGGAGAGGGGGAGGAGGAGGGGGGAGGGGGAAGGAGAGGGGGAGGAAAGGAGGGAGGAGAGCAGCGGUGGUGGUGCUGGUGGGAGGGCGGUCGGUGGCAGGGGGUAUUAUUAA